Gamsiella multidivaricata is the source of this 1704-nucleotide messenger RNA. RefSeq lists its product as uncharacterized. Lineage: Eukaryota; Fungi; Mortierellomycota; Mortierellomycetes; Mortierellales; Mortierellaceae. The coding region runs from base 460 to 1263 and encodes 267 amino acids. The record is from RefSeq and is a predicted model, not a curated record. Gene Ontology annotation, biological process: ceramide biosynthetic process; sphingomyelin biosynthetic process. Gene Ontology annotation, cellular component: endoplasmic reticulum membrane; Golgi membrane. Gene Ontology annotation, molecular function: sphingomyelin synthase activity; ceramide cholinephosphotransferase activity. The transcript has a single exon.
UCACACUCACACACUCACACACUCUCACUCAAGCUCAUCCAUGCAAGUGUGCAUGUGUGUGUAUAUAAGCGAGACACUGGGCCGCUCAGUCCCUAUCCCCGCCUUCAGUUCGCCCCGUCCAGCCCAAUUGCUCUCUUCUCCUUCUUCCCCCUCUUCUCCCUCUACUCUUUCUUCUCCCUGCUCAUCUUUCUUUCUCAUCAGUCCUGUCCCCUCAUCGCCCCUUCACUCCCUUCACCUCAUCCUCAUUCCUCAUUCCUCGUUCCUCGUUCCUCAUUCCUCAUUCUUCAUCUCUUUCCUCCUCGACUCUUUCCUUGUAAAGGAAAUAAAAGGCUGCGUGCUCUUCCUUCCUUAAUUCCUCUUCCUGAAGCGAACUCUUCCUUUUUAAUAUAAUUUGUUUUUCAUUGCCACCAUCACCCCCUCCCUCUAUCACUCCCUCUCUCACUCACUCAAACUCACUCAAUGGAUCCACACAGCAGCAGCCAUCAUAUCCACAUCGAACAACUCGAUGAUGACCACGACCACAUCCGUUACGCCUACUCCUCAUACUCUGAGGACUCCCUCGAGUUCAACGACGAAACCGGACUCGACCGACUCAACCGUCUCAGUAACACCAGCACUCUCGUCGGUGGAAGCAGCCCCCCUCCUUCCCAGCACCAACAGCACCCAUACUUAUUCAACCCCUCAUCCACCUCCACCUCCUCCUUCUUCGCUACCGAUAUCAAAAUGUCAUCUUCAUCAUCCGACUCAACCCUGUCAGAACAACCCAAGCGAGGGCUCUGGUAUCGCCUCACCCACUCUGAAUCCGGUCGGCUCGCCUGCGCCUUCCUCUACUUCUUCUUCGUCUGCAUCGCCAUGGCCUUUUGUAAUCAACUCUCAGACCAUCGCUGGGUCGAGACUGCCUACACGAAGGUUCUCUUGCGCGACCGUGGAUUUGAUGUGAUUGCAGCUCAGGCUGAUAUCCAGCCCGCCAAUACCUUCGUGAUGACCUCGGUCGUCUUUACGGUGCUAGGGAUUGGCAUGAUUUGUCCUAAUUGGACUACGCGAGCGAUUGUGUUGAGACGAAUCCUCUGGGUGAUUGGAACACUGAGCGUGUACAGGGCCAUGACACUCUCAGUUACGACGCUGCCGACACCGAAGGAGGAAUGCCGUCCGAGUUUGAAGACGGGUUUCUGGGAAAUGUUCAUUGUUGCGUUACAGAUGAUUCCCGGUACGGUCGAGGCCUGUACGGACGAUAUCUUUUCAGGACACACCGUUUUCAUGUAAGCCUGGUUUUUUUUUAGUUAUUUGUUUGAUCGGUAGUAAUUUUAAGACAGCAAGCAAGAUUGUAUGGCAUGUUCGUUGAUGCAAUUGUGGGUUGGCUGCCGCGUUGCAGUGAAAAAAGGGGGGAGGGGGAGGAGGGAGGAGAGAAUACCCCCUCUUUAUCAUGACAAGAUUGUUGGAUGGCGCAGACGAGAGUUUGGCGAGAGUGGAAUGUCAACAUGCAUCUUAAUUUUUGUUGCUUUCAGCGGCCGCGAUAAAAGCAACAGAGACUGAGGGAAAGCAAGAGACAAUUGUAUGCUAUGGCACAUGUGUACAUGGACAUGAGUAUAUUUUUAUGGUGCAAGAGGUGCAUGGUGGACAUGGAAGACGGAAGAUGGAGGGCGUGCAGAUUUCUUUGGUCUUUUGUUUUGAAGCAUUCCAUUGGUUUUUUCAUAUGGGUUUCUG